CGCCUGCUUCAGCGUUAUUCUACCAUGGUAAGUACAGUAAAUCUGAAUGCGUUGUGUUAUUUUUUUUUAAGAAACCAAUUCAAGUUAAAUCUUUUCUCCAUUCUUACACUUACGGUUGCACUUUUUCAUUGAUGAAUUAGCAUCCCCUUCCUUGUCCUUGUAAAUUACCUUCUGAGUAUGAGAUUCGAUGCMUACAAGGUGUGCAGAGGAAGGCGCCGGUCUAUUGCAAAAAGAACGGGUGGRAUUGGAGUUUGGGAGCAUUUACUUCACAUUGUCGCCGUGAUUGCUGUUCUGACGAAUUGUUGGCUAGUUGCCAUUACCAACCAGGAGUUUAGGGCGAUAGCAGAAGAAAUUGGAUCUACGGCCACUGUUUUUCUGGUGGUUGCAUGGGAGCAUGCCAUGCUGCUUCUCAAAUACCUGAUGGGCACAACUAUAUCGAAACUUCCGAAAGAAAUAAGAGACGAGAUCAGAGCAAAACAACACGAUUUUGAAGAGAAGAUAUACGAAGAUAUGAGACUAAAGACUGAACAAACCCGGAGACUGAAGAGAGAUAAAUCAUUCGUUCAAUCUUGCACUCCUGAUUCUAUGUCACACGCUGGAAGUGGUUUCUUCCACCACGAUUAUAAGAGUGUAAAUGGGUCGUCUCCUAGUUCCCGAUCUAAAGCAGGUACAGUAGUUUCAAGUCCGCACGAUAGAAGCAGUCUCCUGAAUCAUUUUGAACCGGAUGGCUAUAGUCUAGAACACCUCACUACCACUCCUGAGAAAAGUGCUCGCCUUCAAACUAUUGAAUCAUUCGACGAAUCGGUUGACAAGCUUUCGAAUGCUGAUAGCAGAUCGAGUGAAGUGUAUGAGUCUCCGACAACUGAAAAUAAGAGUUGUAGUCAAUCAAUUGAAUUGUUUGACGAUACUGACAGUGGUAGUUCAGUUGAAUUAUUUGAGUCUCGACCCAUUGAGAGUAAGAACUUUCGUCAAACAAUUGGAUCGCUUGACGAUAGUAGUCGUGGUACAUCGGGAGACUCAGGCGAGUCUCCAACCACUGAGAAUGAGAGUCGUCACCAGCCUAUCGAUGAUAGCAGACMGGGUGAACUAUACGAGUGUUGAGAACUUUCCUUCACGCCUAAAUUUAUAUGUUGAAUGUGCUUUGCCCUCAUAGAAUAAUCAAGAUAAUGCCUA
Molecule: messenger RNA, 1173 nt
Organism: Pseudo-nitzschia multistriata
Lineage: Eukaryota; Bacillariophyta; Bacillariophyceae; Bacillariales; Bacillariaceae
Source: the annotation of a GenBank genome assembly